Messenger RNA from Rhodofomes roseus, 2751 nucleotides. RefSeq lists its product as uncharacterized. The transcript has 18 exons. The record is from RefSeq and is a predicted model, not a curated record. NCBI's taxonomy places the organism in Eukaryota, Fungi, Basidiomycota, Agaricomycetes, Polyporales, Fomitopsidaceae. Gene Ontology annotation, cellular component: cytoplasm. Gene Ontology annotation, biological process: proteolysis; peptide catabolic process. The coding region runs from base 1 to 2751 and encodes 916 amino acids. Gene Ontology annotation, molecular function: zinc ion binding; peptide binding; metalloaminopeptidase activity.
AUGUCACCGUUAGCUGAAGCGGAUUACCGUCUCCCCACGAAUGUCAAGCCAACGCACUACGAUCUCACCGUCCGUACUGACCUCGUCGGCGGCGAAUUCGACGGAGUACUCACAGUGGACUUAGAUGUCAAGACGGACACCUCGAAGAUCGUGUUUAAUUCCGCUGACCUCAAGCUGUCCAACAUCGCGCUCACCACUUCCGGUCCCAAGUCGUCGGCAUUUACCCCUGCUUCAAUCGACUUCGACAAGACCAUGGAGCGCUGUACACUUGAGUUUGCGGAGAGCAUACCCGCCGGCGCGAAAGUGCAGCUCAAGGUCGCGUACGAGGGCCAGUUGACGGACUCACUUAUGGGAUACUACAAGUCAUUAAGCAGUGAAGGCGAGGUGUACGCGUUGACAAAUUUUGAGCCUACUUCUGCACGUCGUGCCUUGCCUUGCUGGGACGAGCCCUUGCUCAAAGCAACCUUCAGCGUGACUAUGAUUUCGCGCGCAGACACCGUCAAUCUCAGCAACAUGUCUGUGGAGUCUGAACGCGUCUUCGACCCCAAGGCUGGUCCGACCGACGACGCAAUCGCCUGGCUCUCUGAGAGGUUGGCGUCGCUCGGUGUGUCCCAAGGUGAGAGCGAGAAGUGGAAGAUCACGCAGUUCGUGAAAAGCCCGCCAAUGUCGACGUACCUGCUCGCGUUCGCGAACGGUCACUUCGAAUACUUGGAGAGCUCGUACACGAGUCCUAUCAGUGGCAAGACACGGCCGUUGCGUGCCUACGCGACGAAGGACAUGGUUGACAAAUUGCAGUUUGCUCUCUACGUAAAGGAGAAGGCACUCCCCUUGUACGAGAAGGUAUUCGAGAUCGAAUACCCGCUACCCAAGCUGGACACGCUCGUCGUCCAUGAUUUCGAUUGCGGUGCCAUGGAGAACUGGGGUCUCAUUACCGGUCGCACUUCUUGUUUCGCUCUUGAUCCCAAGUCCGAAGAUCUGGGGACCAAGAAGGAGAUUGCAUACACGCAAUGUCACGAGGUCGCACACAUGUGGUUCGGCAACAUCGCUACCAUGGAAUGGUGGGACAAUCUCUACUUGAACGAAGGCUUCGCGACUUUGAUGGGCGAAGUCAUCAUUCUAGUAAGCCGACGGGUGUUGUAUGUGAGUGCGAACGCUAACGAGCGCAGGAUUUUCCCGGAGUGGAAACUCCAUUCCUCUUUCAUCACCUUGCACCACAAAUAUGCGCUUGAUGUCGACGACAACCCAUCGUCACACCCGGUCGAGGUCGAGUGCCCAGAUGCCCUGAUGGUCAACCAAAUUUUCGAUGGGCUUUCAUACUCGAAGGCGGCUUCCGUGUUGCGCAUGCUCUCGAGUUAUGUCGGUGAAGAGCAGUUCCUCAAGGGUGUAUCGAUCUACUUGAAAAAGCACCUGUUCGCGAAUAGCGUCACCCGAGACCUCUGGGAAGGCAUCCAGGAGGCGAGUGGCGUUGACGUCCCGAAGAUGAUGGACAAUUGGGUCAAGAAGAUAGGUUACCCAGUUCUCACCGUCACGGAGAACCCGAACGGCAUUCAAAUUCGUCAGGACCGUUUCCUUGGUACAGGGCCCGCCGCGCCGAAGGACAACGAGACGAUCUGGACAGUCCCCCUCAGUCUGCUGACAGUCGAUGGGAAGGGUAUUGUCGUGAUCAACAAGAAUGAAGUCUUGGACCAGCGCGAGAAGACGAUUUCGCUAGACGUCAGCAAAUCAUGGAAACUCAACGCAGGGACGGUGACGUUCUGUCGUGUACUAUACCCACCGGAGCGUUUGGUCAAAAUUGGUCGCGAAUCCGCAAAGGCGUCCUCGCCAUUCUCCACUGAAGAUCGCAUUGGGCUCGUUGACGAUGCGUUCGCACUGAGCAAGGCCGGCUACUCAGACGUGAGCUCCGCUUUGGCACUGACCGAUGUUCUACGCAACGAAUCCGAGUACCUCGUAUGGGAGAUCAUCCAGCGGAGUCUGUUGACCAUCCGCUCGGUCUGGUGGGAAAACACGGAUAUCACGGACUCGGUCCAAGGCUUCCUGGUGGAGCUCUUCACGCCGCUCGUCGACAAGCUCGGCUACGAGUAUUCAAGCCAGGACUCCGCAGACACGAGAGAGCUGCGUACGUUGGCCAUCGAGGGCGCCGCAUCCGGGAAGUCACCGAAGGUGCUCGAGGAACUUCGAGCCCGCUUCGCUCAUUAUAUGAAAACGGGUGAUGAUAGCAGGAUCCCUCCCGAGCUCGAGGUUAUCACCUACGCGGUCGCGGUAAGGGAAGGCGGCCGGGCAGAGUGGGAGUUUGUUAAGCAGAUCGCGCUGAAGCCGAAGAACCCCGCGACGGGCGUCGCAGCGCUCCGGGGCCUGGCGCAGACGCAGGACUUGGAUAUCGCGAAGGACACCUGGGAGUUCAUGAUGGAGAAGGUGCGGCUGCAGGACCUGUACUACAUGUUCGGCACGCUGGGCAUCAACCCGAAGACGAGACAAUUCUUGGCUGCGCAGUUCAAGGCGGACUACGAGCUGCUGGACGAGAAGUUUGAGGGGAACUACAGCUUCCAAGUACUCGUUGAGAUGUCAUUCCGUAACUUGUCGGCAGACAAGGACUACCAGGAGACGGCAGAGUUCUUCAAGGACAAGGACACUGGGAAAUACAAGAUGAAGCUUGACCAGACGCUUGAAGGCAUCCAGAUCCGGUCUGCGUGGGUCAAGCGGUCGACAGAGGACAUCCGCAAGUGGUUUGCGUCCCGCAAAAGCGCGUUGUAG